Trypanosoma cruzi is the source of this 2742-nucleotide messenger RNA. RefSeq names its product pyruvate phosphate dikinase, putative. The record is from RefSeq and is a predicted model, not a curated record. The coding region runs from base 1 to 2742 and encodes 913 amino acids. Gene Ontology annotation, biological process: phosphorylation; pyruvate metabolic process. The transcript has a single exon. Gene Ontology annotation, molecular function: ATP binding; kinase activity; pyruvate, phosphate dikinase activity. Lineage: Eukaryota; Euglenozoa; Kinetoplastea; Trypanosomatida; Trypanosomatidae.
AUGGAAUCCAAAAAGUUUGUUUACUACUUUGGCGGCCAGAAGGCUGACGGCAAUCGCGACAUGAAGGAGCUCCUUGGUGGCAAGGGUGCAAACCUUGCCGAAAUGGUGAACCUUGGCAUCCCCGUUCCGCCCGGCUUUACGAUCACAACGGAGGUGUGCGGCAUAUACCAGAGAACCAAGGGCUUGCCACAGGAGGUGGUGGAGCAGGUGAAGGCAAACGUACGCCGCGUCGAGGCGGAUAUGGGCACAAAUUUUGGCGACGUUGAGAAUCCGCUGCUCUUUUCUGUGCGCUCCGGCGCUGCCGCUUCGAUGCCAGGAAUGAUGGACACCGUUUUGAACCUUGGUAUGAACAAGGCGACGGCUGAGGCGUGGAUCCGUCGUGCACCCCACCUUGAGCGCUUUGUUUACGACUCGUACCGCCGUUUCAUCACAAUGUACGCCGAUAUCGUGAUGCAGGUUGGCCGUGAGGACUUUGAGGAGGCUAUUGGCCACAUGAAGGAGAAGCGCGGCACAAAGUUUGACACGGACCUGACAGCGAAGGACCUGAAGGAACUCACAGAGGAAUACUUGGUACUAUUUCAGCGCAAAACUGGAUUUCCAUUUCCAGAGGAUCCGAUGACGCAACUCUUCGCCGCCAUUAAUGCCGUGUUCCGCAGCUGGGGCAACCCGCGUGCUGUGGUGUACCGCCGCCUGAACAACAUCACUGGACUGCUUGGCACCGCUGUGAACGUGCAGGCGAUGGUGUUUGGAAACAUCAAUGACCGCUCGGCCACCGGUGUUGCCUUUUCGCGAAGCCCCAGCACUGGCGAGAAUUUCUUCUUUGGCGAGUACCUUGUGAAUGCGCAGGGCGAGGACGUGGUUGCUGGCAUUCGCACGCCACAGCAGAUUGGUCAGAGCCUCUCACUCCGAUGGGCAAAGAGCCAUGGCGUGAGUGAGGAGGAGCGCCGCCACCGCUAUCCGUCGAUGGAGGAGACGAUGCCGGAGAACUAUCGGCUUCUGUGCGAGAUUCGCGCGAAACUGGAGAAUCACUAUCGCGAUAUGCAGGACAUUGAGUUCACCGUGCAAGAUGGCCGCCUAUGGAUGCUGCAAUGCCGCAACGGCAAACGCACGAUUCAUGCGGCGGUGCGUGUCGCCAUUGAUAUGGUGCGUGAGGGUCUCAUCACGAAGGAGGAGGCUGUGCUGCGCAUUGACCCUUUGCAGGUGGACCACCUGAUGCACCCGAACAUUGAGCCUGGCGCGGCAAAGAGCAACAAACCGAUUGGCAAGGGUCUCGCAGCGAGCCCUGGUGCUGCUGUGGGCCAGAUCGUGUUUGACGCGGAUUCUGCAAAGGAGUGGAGCGCGCGCGGCAAGAAAGUAAUCAUGGUGCGCCUUGAGACCUCACCGGAGGACCUCGCAGGAAUGGAUGCGGCGCGCGGCAUCCUGACUGCACGUGGUGGCAUGACGUCCCACGCAGCUGUGGUGGCCCGCGGCAUGGGCAAGUGCUGCGUCUCUGGCUGCGGCGAUCUGGUGAUCAAGGGCAAGCAGUUUACGUUGAGCGGCCGUGUGUUCCGCGAGGGUGAUUAUAUCACGCUUGAUGGUUCUAAGGGUCUCAUUUAUGCCGGUCAAUUGAAACUGCAGUCACCGGACCUGAAGGGCGACUUUGAGACGAUUUUGGAGUGGUGUCGUGAGGUGAAGCGCCUGGGCGUGCGCGCCAACGCGGACACACCGAAUGAUGCGGCUAAGGCUCGCAGCUUUGGCGCGGAGGGUGUUGGUCUCUGCCGCACUGAACACAUGUUUUUUGAGGGCAGCCGCAUUGACGCUAUCCGGGAAAUGAUUCUUGCUGACACACUGGAGGGUCGCAAGGCUGCUAUUCAAAAGCUGCUGCCCGUGCAGCGCGGCGACUUUUUGGGCAUUUUCAGGACAAUGAAAGGCUUGCCGGUGACAAUCCGUCUGCUGGACCCCCCGCUGCACGAGUUUGUACCUCACGAGGAUGCGGCGCAGGCGGAGCUUGCAAAAAAGAUGAAUGUUUCUGCGGAGAAGAUCCGCAACCGUGUGAAGUCGCUGCAUGAGAUGAACCCCAUGCUCGGCCAUCGCGGCUGCCGCCUGGGCAUCACGUACCCCGAAGUCUACAACAUGCAGGUGCAGGCUAUAAUGGAAGCUGCGGUUGCGGUGAGCAAGGAGGGUUGCAAGGUCGUUCCGGAGAUCAUGAUUCCGCUGGUUGGCAAGAAAGAGGAGCUGACUUUCACGAAGCAGCAGGCGGUGAAGACGGCUGAGGAGACCCUUGCGGCUGCGGGCCAACGCGUGGACUACAUUGUGGGCACAAUGAUUGAGGUGCCACGUGCUGCUAUCACGGCUGAUCAGAUUGCAGAGGAAGCAGACUUCUUUUCGUUCGGUACCAACGAUCUGACACAGAUGGGCUGCGGCUUUUCGCGCGACGACGCCGGCUCCUUCCUGCGCCAUUACUGCAGUUUGGGCAUCUACAGCAAGGAUCCAUUCGAGUCGAUUGACCAGGAAGGCGUUGGUGAGCUUGUGCGUAUCGCCGUCCAGAAGGGCCGUCGUGUGAAGCCGAUGCUGAAGAUGGGUAUCUGCGGGGAGCACGGUGGUGACCCAACGACGAUUGGAUUCUGUCACAAGGUCGGCCUGAACUAUGUCUCGUGCUCCCCGUUUCGUGUGCCGGUCGCCACUGUGGCCGCUGCUCACGCCGCACUGAAGGAAAAAAGACAAAUGGAACAAAAAUACAAGGCGAUCGCCGCCAAGCUGUAG